Molecule: messenger RNA, 652 nt
Organism: Suricata suricatta (meerkat)
Lineage: Eukaryota; Metazoa; Chordata; Mammalia; Carnivora; Herpestidae
Product: histone H2B type 1-A-like
Exons: 1
Coding region: 58-438 (126 amino acids)
Cellular component (GO): nucleosome
Molecular function (GO): DNA binding; protein heterodimerization activity; structural constituent of chromatin
Source: RefSeq, a predicted model, not a curated record
CCUCCUUUGCUUUGCCCAAGUGUCCGUUGCCGAGGGUAUUCGAGGUGGUCGACGGUCAUGCCGGAGCUGAUUCCGAAGAGCGCGACCGUUUCCAAGAAAGGUUUCAAGAAAGCUGCGACCAAGGGGCAGAAGGAUGGCAAGAAGCGCAAGAAAUGCCGGAAAGAGAGCUACUCCAUUUACAUCUACAAGGUGCUGAAGCAGGUGCAUCCUAACACCGGCAUCUCGUCCAAGGCCAUGAGCGUCAUGAAUUCCUUAGCCACUGACAUCUUCGAGCGCAUCGCGGGCGAGGCGUCGCGCCUGGCGCAUUACAACAAGCACUGGACCAUCACAUCUCGGGAGAUCCAGACGGCUGUGCGCCUGCUGCUGCCCGGCGAGCUGGCCAAGCACGCCGUGUCCGAGGGCACCAAGGCCAUCACCAAGUACACCAGCGCCAAGUAGACCUCUUGUCACCAGACCAGCUUUACAAUCCAACGGCUCUUUUAAGGGCCACCCACAAUUCUUAAGGGACUGUAAGCUCAUAGUUCGUGUAUGUUGAGUAUGUUUUCUAUCUAGAGAAAGUGCUGGUUUUACAAGCAAACUUUAUUUCUUGCUGUUAACUAUGCUCCCAGCAUUCAAUAUGCUUGAAAAAAAUGCUCAAAUGACUUGAUACUAA